Epinephelus moara (kelp grouper) is the source of this 5103-nucleotide messenger RNA. RefSeq names its product solute carrier organic anion transporter family member 1C1-like. The record is from RefSeq and is a predicted model, not a curated record. Gene Ontology annotation, cellular component: membrane. Gene Ontology annotation, molecular function: protein binding. Gene Ontology annotation, biological process: transmembrane transport; sodium-independent organic anion transport. Bases 519 to 2627 code for a protein of 702 amino acids. The transcript has 15 exons. Lineage: Eukaryota; Metazoa; Chordata; Actinopteri; Perciformes; Serranidae.
AGAGCGAGCUGCAGAUUAAGACGUGUUUUUUUCCUGUGUAAGCCUGCACUGCUGCAGCCCAUCUAUCCGCGUAGUCAGUCCAAGAAACAGAGGCAGCGACGGGGUCACUUUUUUUCCCCCGAGCGCGUCUAACGCACCGCAUCUCCGCGCCGCGUCUCACCGAUGCACAGCAGCCGGGUGAAGACAUGUUUCAGGAGAUAAGAAUCCCUCUCUGAUUUGGAUUAGUCUGUCUGGGAGUCACCGUGAAGUCUGCUGGAAAUGAACACUGAAGGUGCGUGUCGGUCUCAGAGCAUUCAUGAUACGAGUCGGCGCUUCUCCUCCUUCCCCAUCCACAUGAGAAGUUUGACCGGAGCUGGCUGAAGGGAGGCUACCUGUGAUUCCCAUUGGCUGGUAAAUCUUUGGAGCUCAAGCAACUGGACGACUGUUUCACAGGACACUGUGGGUUGCAUGCAUCAGUGCCAAGAAAUUGCAUUACGUGGGAGACUUCUGCUAAGGAGACACAGAGACGUUUCUGGAGGAUGGAGGUGGGAGCUGAGCAAGGACGUGCACAGAGGAACGGACGCAGUGACGCCGUGGCCAGAGAACCGCGCCCCUCUCCCUGCACCAGCCUGAAGAUGUUUCUGGUGGCUUUGUCCUUUGCCUAUUUUGCAAAGGCUCUGUCAGGGAGCUACAUGAAAAGCACAAUAACUCAGCUGGAGAGGCGCUUUGACAUCCCCAGUUACCUAAUAGGUGUCAUUGACGGAAGCUUCGAGAUAGGUAACCUGUUGGUGAUAGCUUUCGUCAGUUACUUUGGAGCCAAGCUCCAUCGGCCAAAGAUCAUCGCAGUGGGUUGUGUACUGAUGUCCAUUGGCACCUUCAUCAUCGCUCUGCCUCACUUCAUCAUAGGACGCUAUGAAUUCGAAACGUCGGUGCGGUGGGUAGUGAACUCAACACUUAACCCUUCUCCUUGUCCAGUGGGCUCACCAGCAGACCUGACCCAAGAUGGUAAAAUGCCUCAAGUGCCAGCCAAAGGUUGUGAAGGCGAGUCCAACCUGUCGAUGUGGAUCUAUGUACUCCUGGGAAAUGUCUUGCGAGGGAUCGGAGAGACGCCUGUUCAGCCACUUGGGAUCUCUUAUAUAGAUGAUUUUGCUACUGAGGAGAAUGCAGCACUAUAUGUUGGCUGUGUGCAGACCAUUUCAGUAGUGGGACCCGUGUUUGGCUACCUGUUAGGCUCCCUCUGUGCCAAAAUAUAUGUGGACAUUGGAUUCGUUAAAAUGGAGACCAUCACCAUCACCCCAGCAGAUGCGCGUUGGGUGGGGGCUUGGUGGCUUGGCUACCUCAUCGCUGGGGUCAUCACCCUGCUCUCUGCCAUCCCAUUCUGGUUUCUGCCCCGCUCCCUGCCCUUAUCUGGGCCCCAGGGCCCAGAAAAGUGCACACCAGAGCAGACAAGUUUCAUUAAAGAUCCUUCUCAUCUGAAGCACAAGUAUCCUGCAGACGAAAACACGACUUUCAUAGAGAUGGCCAAAGACUUUAUUCCAACCCUGCGGACUCUGCUGGGACACCCUGUGUAUCUGAUCUAUCUGUGUGUGACAAUCAUCCAGCUGAACUCUCUUAUCGGCAUGGUCACCUACAAGCCCAAGUACAUCGAGCAGCACUUCAGACAGUCUGCCUCAAAGGCCAAUUUUCUCAUGGGUGUGAUCAAUAUCCCAGCUGUGGCACUGGGGAUGUUUUCUGGAGGUCUGCUGAUGAAGAGGCUAAAGCUGAACAUCAUGGGAGCAGCUCGGUUUGCCUUCGGCACAUCUUUGAUCGGUUACAUCCUGUCGCUGUUCUUCUUCGCAAUGAGCUGUGAGAAUGCCAGGGUAGCUGGUGUGACACUGUCAUACAACAGCAUGGAUACGAUAUCUUAUGAUAAACACUCAGUGUUCACAGCCUGCAACUCAGACUGUUUUUGUUCAGCGAGUGACUGGGAUCCAGUCUGUGGAGAGAAUGGCAUCACAUAUGUCUCUCCCUGUCUCGCUGGCUGCACCAGCUCUGCUGGCUCAGGGAAAAACACAGUCUUCUCUAAUUGUAGCUGUGUCGGUGUGGCUGGUAACUUUACGGCCAGUACAGGUCAGUGCCCUCACAAGGACGACUGUGACAGGAUGUUCCCGUACUUCCUGGCUCUCUCGGUCAUCACUUCCUUCAUCAUCUCCCUUGGGGGCACACCGGGCUACAUGUUUCUAAUCAGGUGCAUCAAACCACAACUGAAAUCUCUGGCGUUGGGUUUCCAUGCUCUAGCAACACGUACCCUUGCCGGGAUCCCAGCACCCAUCUACUUUGGAGCAAUCAUUGACACCACAUGUCUAAAAUGGGGCCAGAAGAGGUGUGGAGGCAUAGGAGCCUGUAGAAUCUACAACACGACUGCAUACAGGAUAGCAUACCUGGGUCUGACACUGAGCCUGCGGACCAUCUCGUUUAUCAUUUGCAUCCCGGGCUUCAUCCUGCUUGGUCGACAGCUGAGGAAGGAGGAAAGAAAUGCCAUCCACGGAGCUCUGGCCAACGGCGGCACAGAGCUGGAGGCACUCAGGAAGGAAGAGUUUGUGAUUUCUAAUUCUGACCAAUCACAACAAACGCAAGACAACAGCACAGACAGGGAGACACGGCUGUGACAGAUCCAGAAGAACUGACCCCCUCUUGUCUCCUUCACACACACACACAUACACACCACAGGUGAACAAAUACACCCUCAGUAUGAACACAGUGAUACUGUACACGCACACACUCAAAUGAGAUUUGCAGGGAAUCACGUAUCUGAUCAUCUCAUACAAAGCAUAAAUUCUAUAUUUGUACUACUGGACCUGGGAGACUUUGUGAAUUUGACAGGAAAUUUGAUAUAACUGAAAUAUUUCUUGAAUGUAUAUGCUGUUUUUUUUUCUUAAAAAGAAAAGUUUAACAAUAUUUUUCUGGUUUUAAUGGAGGCACAAGAGAUAAGACGAGAUGUUACUACUACAAAAGCAGUAUCAUUCUGAAAACCAGCACUUAUAAAGCUGCCUCUUUGGAUUUUUCUUUGUCUUGUUGACAUCACUGUUCCUGAACAGAGGAAGUGGCCUUAUAACCCAGAGGCAUGGCGCUAAAUUUAAACAAAAUAACUGUUUAAAGAUUUGGCCUUCAAGCAGACAGGAAGUAAUGGUUUAUUUUGUUUCAUCAGAAUUUUAAAUAGAAAAGAUAACAGUAACUUUCAGAGGGGUUGGCAGUUGCCGAUUUGACAAAUGUGCCUCAUUCACUCAACAGUUACCUCUAAAUCAUGCGUCUCACAGUUUGAGCAGAUAUCUAAACACUGUUUUAUUUGACUUUUACACUCACUUUAGAAAAAAGAUUCAUGUCUGACUGACUAUAACACUUUUGUCUUUUACUUUAAGCCCAAAGUCAGGUUUGAUUGUACUGAAGUCUGCGUUGUGCGCUUUCUGGACGUGAACUUGUUCCUUUGGUACUCGUACUCACUAAAAGCGGAAACUGUAUUUUAGUGAGAUUUGUAUACCUGUUUGUCUAGUGGAGACUGCUUCAUAGUUUUAUACUUUCAACCAGCACUAGCCCAAGUUAAUUCAUUUAAAUGUGGUAUUAAUGAAGAAAAAAUACAUAUCUGGCUUCGCCUCAGCAGGUGGUAUUGAGCAGCCAUUUUGUUGGAACAGAUGGCUGAGGUGAACACUUGCUCUUGUGUCUGCCACCUGUAAAAGGCAGAUUUAGUACUACUGCAACACUGAUAAAAAGAUACUGUGUGCUGUUCCAGUCUUUAGGCAAAUGACUCCACUGUGUGUGUGACAUGUCACCACAGGAAAUGUUACUGAUAUGUAUAAGCUCUGCUUCCAUGUCUGCAGCCGUUGCUCUACAUAUUAUUUCACUUAUUUUUUUAGUUUAUGUUGGGGGUUUUUCUUUGUGUAUUUUUGCGUGUGCAAGAACUCCUGUGCCAAAACCCACAGACAGACAGACAGACAGACAGACAGAUCAUGGUCUAAACUCAGGUUUUUCCUAUACUCAUAAACCACUCCAUCCCAUAAUCACAACCCAUUUCCUUGAAAUCCGUCAAGAAUAAUUUCUAAAAUAAAAUUAAUCGACUAGCUACUGUAUCUCAAGGCAAUUUGUUUUUAAAGAGUAUUACUUUUGUGUUUGUAAAUGUAUAGCAUAUUAUCAUUUUGUAAGCCUUCAUUUCCAAAAUGGACGCAUACCAUUUUGCUAACUUACACUAAGUGGUGACUGAAUCAUCUUUGCAAUUCAGGUUUAGUUUCAGGCACAGGCGGCCACAACUGCAGACUCAGAGGAGCAGCGAGAGGCGUAGAGGAAGCAAGUCAUUAUCUCAGUAAUGUAAGGCAUUUACUUGCAUUAAAGAAAUCAGAAUGUAAAUAAUUUUCUUGGAUUAUUUUUGUAAAAUUUGAAAGAAUAUCUUAAAUGUUACACUAAAAUAAAACUUUUAAUAUCCAAUGAAAUGUGUUGGUGUUGUUGAUUUAAAAACAAGGCACGGCAAAAAGAAUUGUAUCUGUAUUUAUUUCACAAAAAUGUACUACAUCCACCGACAAGGCACUUUCAUCUGACUCCUGUCUUCAACAGAAAUGUCAGAGCACAACUUAAGGGCAUCUUUGCAAUUUUACGACCUGAAUAAAAACUGUGGUGAACCCAAUAACCUGCUUAUUUAUCGUAAAACAACUGGGGGACAUUGAAGCAUUUGGCGAUUACAGUCUCAGCUCCUCUUUAACAGUGACAGGUCCCAGGAUCGGGGGAGUAAAAAACCAUACAGCCUCCUUUCAUGACACAUAUAGUGCAACUCUCACACUAUCCCAAAAAUGAAUGCUUGAAACGCGCAGUGCAGAAAAUAUACAACAAUUUGAGCUGUCUGUGGUAACCGUUGUACCUUUGACUAGGAUUAAAUCUAUCAUAUUUUAAAGCUUAAACAAGAUCCUAAGAGGUUUAAUCCAAUUUUUCUACCCCUACAAAUAUUUACUUUUACUUGUAUCCAUAGAUCUACUAUGUCAAAUUUUCUUGAACAUUUACAAGUUCAAAUUACAGAGGAAAAGAAAAGAAAAAACAUGAAAACUGGAAAUUAGAAAUCUCUAACCAUUAUCAUUCACCACAACUACUCAGGUUAAAUAAAAA